AUGUCAGGUGAGUACGUUUUGUCAACAUCUAGAAACCUAUUGAAGAUACAAAAUCUAUACCUAUUUCUAAGAGGUAACACAACAAUUAUUUAUGCUUGUGAAAUUGUUUGCAUUAAAAAAUGAACAAAAAUUAUAUAAUUAUUUGAAGUGAUGAAUAGAGUUGAAAAAGAUAGACGUUGGAUUACCGUACUCAAUUUGUGACCUAAUUUAAAACUUUUGCUAAUAAUAUAGUAUAAACUUCUAGUAUGAACUUAUGUGCACUCUCUAGUAUAGACUACUUACAGGGCUCUCCAACCCUGUUCCUGGAGAGCUACCCUCCUUUAGGUUUUCAAUCCAACCCCAGUUGUAACUAACCUGAUUCAGUUUAUCAACCAGCUAAUUAUUAGAAUCAGGUGUGCUAGAUUAGGGUUGGAGCGAAAAAAAACCUAAGAGACGGUAGCUCUCCAGGAACAGGGUUGGAGAGCCCUGGCUAUGACUUUCUAGAUUUCUUUGACUGUGCAGUAAACACAUGUAAGCACCUGAAGGUGUCAGAGCAGCCCCAUAAUCUGUAUAAUCAGCCUGUAUAAAAACGAAAUAUGCUUUUCUGCUGAAAUCUGUGUAAAAGACUGAAAGGAAUGUGAGUCUUAUUUACUACAUUUAGUUAUUGCUUGCUUUUCUAAAGUCUACCAACCUUGCCAGCAGGCAUGCCAGCUAAUAUAGUUCAACAAGUUAGCUACUCUAACUUGAUUGAUAGCCUGAAAUGGCUUCUUGGUAGCUAGUUAUGAGGUUGGGACAUAAGGAACUAUCUGGACUAGCUAAAGCCAACUUCAUAAAAUUGCUAGGUAGCUAGUAGUAUUACAGAGAAACAAACAAACAAAUUUAACAUUUAAAAAAUAAAUAAAACAUGACAAAUCUGAGGGGGCAUGUGCCCCUGUGGUGCCUAUAGGCAUGACGACUGUGUUUGUGUGUUUACUUGUUUGUUUGUUUGUUUGUUUUGAUGAAUAUUCAUUACAAUGAUAAUAUUUCAAAGGAACAACUUAAAGGGGAAAUUUGUGAUUGACACAUCCAUUUUUUUACUUUAAGUUAAUUAUAUAUAACCAUUGAUUUGUAGAGAGUAUAAUUUAUUAUUCAGUUAAACUGUUGUACUCCAACAGAAAUCUAAAAUGUAAGAUUGUUUCACUCCAUUGUUUGUAAACAAUGUAAUUGUAAACAAACAUUGUAUAGCUUAAAAACAUGUUCAAAACUUUAAUGUUGAUCUCAUGGAUGGUCAGUCCUUGAAUGAUUCCAUAGCUACAGUAUGUACAGUGCAUUUGGAAAGUAUUCAGACUUCUUGACUUUUUCCACAUUUUGUUACGUUACAGCCUUAUUCUAAAAUUGAUUGUUUUUUAAAUAAUCCUCAUCAAUCUAAACACAAUACCCCAUAAUGACAAAGGGAAAACAGGUUUAAAGUGUUUGCAAAUUUAUGCAAAUGUAUUACAAUGUUUGCAAAUUUAUUACAAAUAAAAAACAGAAAUACCUUAUUUACAUAAGUAUUCAGACCCUUUGCUAUGAAACUUGAAAUUGAGCUCAGGUGCAUCCUGUUUCCAUUGAUCAUCCUUGAGAUGUUUGUACAACUUGAUUGGAGUCCACCUGUGGUAAAUUCAAUUGAUUGGACAUGAUUUGGAAAGGCACACACCUGUCUAUAUAAGGUCCCACAGUUGACAGUGCAUGUCAGAGCAAAAACCAAGCCAUGAGGUCUAAGGAAUUGUCCCUAGAGCUCAGAGACAGGAUUGUUUCGAGGCACAGAUCUGGGGAAGAGUAUCAAAACAAAUUCUGCAGCAUUGAAGGUUCCCAAGAUAAGAGUGGCCUCCAUCAUUCUUAAAUGAAAGAUGUUUAGAACCACCAAAACUCUUCCUAGAGCUGGCCGCCCGGCCAAACUGAGCAAUUGGGGGAGAAGGGCCUUGGUCAGGGAGGUGACCAAGAACCCGAUGGUCACUCUGACAGAGCUCCAGUGUUUCUCUGUGGAGAUGGGAGAACCUCCAGAAGGACAACCAUCUCUGCAGCACUCCACCAAUCAGGCCAUUAUGGUAGAGUGGCCAGACGGAAGCCACUCCUCAGUAAAAGGCACAUGACAGACUGCUUGGAGUUUGCCAAAAGGACUCUCAGACCAUGAGAAACAAGAUUAUCUGGUCUGAUGAAACCAAGAUUGAACUCUUUCGCCUGAGUGCCAAGCGUCAUUUCUGGAGGAAACCUGGCACCAUCCCUACUGUGAAGCAUGGUGGAGGCAGCAUCAUGCUGUGGGGAUGUUUUUCAGAGGCAGGGACUGGGAGACUAGUCAGGAUUGAGGGGAAGAUGAACGGAGCAAAGUACAGAGAGAUCAUUGAUGAAAACCUGAUCCAGAGAACUCAGGACCUCAGACUGGGGUGAAGGUUCACCUUCCAACAGGACAACGACAUCUCUGGAGAGACCUGAAAAUAACUGUGCAGCGACGCUCCCCAUCCAGCCUGACAGAGCUUGAGAGGAUCCCCAAAUACAGGUUUGCCAAGCUUGUAGCAUCAUACCCAAGAAGACUUGAGGCUGUAAUCGCUGCCAAAGGUGCUUCAUAAAGUACUAUGUAAAGGGUCUGAAUACUUAUGUAAAUGUGAUAUUUCCGUUUUUUUAUUUUUUAUAUAUUUGCAAACAUUUCUAAAAACCUAUUUUUGCUUUGUCGUUAUGGGGUAUUGUGUGUAAAUCAUUUAAUCAAUUUUAUAAUAAGGCUGUAACGUAACAAAAUGUGGAAAAAGUCAAGGGGUCUGAAUACUUUCCGAAUGCACUGUAUAUGAAUAUGGAGCCAACAAGGUUAAAAAUCUGUCGCAGUGCCCUUGAGCAAGGCACUUAACCCCAAUUGCUCCAGGGGCGUUGGACAAUGUUGACCCUGGCCAUGACCCACUCCCUGCGGGUGUCUUAGGGGGAGUUGGGAUAUGCAAGAAACACAUUUCCAUUACAAACUUGAACAAGUAAACACCCACAAGUGUGUAACAGGACUAAUAUAAGAACCUCCCCCCAAAAUUAUAAUUAUAAUUGGUGGUUACAUUUCUCCAGCCCCAUCCCUCAGCUGUUUACCCAAACAGUGGUGGGGUGCACCCUUUUUUAUUGUUUGAACUGCAGAUUGCCACUUUGACUAUUCAGGUUGAUUUUGAGUGAAAGCACACCACCUUGACUAAUAACAAUACUAUUUCUGUCUUUCUACAGACGAGGAUAUUGAGCUAACAGAAUAUGACUAUUCAGACUACUACAAUGACACACAAGGGUCAUAUACAUCAGAGGGUCAGCCAUGCAACAAUGGCAAUGUGAAGGCGUUUGGACGGGUGUUUCUGCCUACACUCUACAGCCUGGUUUUCAUCGUGGGCGUCAUCGGUAACGGCCUGGUGGUCUGUGUCCUGGUGAAGUUCAGGAGGGCCAGCAGCAUGACAGACCUCUGUCUCUUCAACCUGGCUCUGUCCGACCUUCUCUUCGUCAUCCUCCCUGCCUUUCUGGUCCCACUACGCCACCGCAGCCGAGUGGCUCAUGGGGGACUUUAUGUGCCGACUGGUAACCGGACUGUACAUGCUGGGGUUUUAUGGCAGCAUCUUCUUCAUGUUGAUCUUGACAGUGGAUCGCUAUGUGGUCAUAGUCCACGCUCACACCAUGGCCAAGUACAGAUCAGUCAGAGUAGGGGUCGCUCUGUCUCUGUUCAUGUGGGCUCUCAGUCUCUGUGCCUCUUUGCCUACAAUCAUCUUCACAAAAGUAAAAAAUGAGUCCGGGUUUACAACAUGUAAACCAGAGUAUCCAGAGGGUAGCAUGUGGCGUCAGGUUUCUUAUUUAGAGAUGAAUGUCUUGGGUCUACUUCUCCCCCUCUUCGUCAUGGUGAUCUGCUAUUCUAGGAUCGUUCUGAUGUUAGUUAAUAUCAAAAGCACUAAAAAGCACAAAGCCAUUAAACUGAUAUUCAUCAUAGUAGUGGUCUUUUUCUGCUUUUGGACCCCAUACAAUGUUGUAAUUCUCCUGCGUUAUCUGGAGACACAGAACUAUUUUGGGGACUGUACAAUUCACAAGAACAUAGAUCUGGCAAUGCAGUGGACAGAGGUGAUAGCGUUCACACACUGUUGUUUGAAUCCGAUCAUCUACGCCUUUGUAGGGCAGAAAUUCAUGAGUAAUGUCCUGAAGUUACUAAGAAAAUGGAUGCCAAUGUGCUUCGCCAGGCCUUAUGCUAGUGAGUGGUCUGAACGAAGAAGCUCAGUCUAUUCCAAGUCUUCUGAAAUAACAUCUACAAGAUUGCUGUAG
Messenger RNA from Coregonus sp. 'balchen', 4257 nucleotides. NCBI's taxonomy places the organism in Eukaryota, Metazoa, Chordata, Actinopteri, Salmoniformes, Salmonidae. The record is from the annotation of a GenBank genome assembly.